Messenger RNA from Scatophagus argus, 2153 nucleotides. It is a transcript of the gene fads6, whose product is annotated as fatty acid desaturase 6. The record is from RefSeq and is a predicted model, not a curated record. The transcript is spliced from 6 exons. Gene Ontology annotation, biological process: lipid metabolic process. NCBI's taxonomy places the organism in Eukaryota, Metazoa, Chordata, Actinopteri, Scatophagidae. Gene Ontology annotation, molecular function: oxidoreductase activity, acting on paired donors, with oxidation of a pair of donors resulting in the reduction of molecular oxygen to two molecules of water. Gene Ontology annotation, cellular component: membrane. Bases 774 to 1898 code for a protein of 374 amino acids.
UUUUUACCUCUGAGUCUGAAACACUUGACGCUGAUGGUCGAUUGGUGCUUUCAAAGUGCACCCUGCAGUCAGCUUGACCUUGAGCUGAGAGUACAGCACUGAUAUUAGAUAUGUGCACACAGAUACUCUCAUCUGGACCUUCAAAUAAACACACCGCAGCUAUCAGGCCACAUUCCUGCACACCAACAUCUUCCCCCCCUUCCCCCCAGUAAAGAAACAACCGAACAGCCACUGUUAAUCCACUCCUCAGGCCUCCUUUCUACCUCUCCUUUCCCAGGACAUUUGCCAAGGUUACAGAGACGGGAGGGGAGGGAGGCUGACACAAAGAAACACAAGGGGGUGAGCGUCAUGCAAAAUGCAUGAGACACUGGAGAGGGGGGAGAAGUCUGAGCUGAGCAGCUCCGGAUGAGGAUUUUUUGGAGCCGUGGCGUCACAGGGCAGCCUCACAUCUUCGAGUCGUGGGACAGUAAAUUCCACUGCUGCUCGAUUGCAUCAGGAGUCAGCUGACAGGAGAAAGAAGAGAAGAAACUGUGAGAGGGGCGAGGAGGGGGGUAGGAGAGGAGGGUCUGUGAGGCUCUGGAAUCAGCAAGAAGGGGGCCGGGCCUCUCUGACAAUGCUUCUCUCCAAUAAGGACUUUCGCAAUGCAAACUCUGACCUGUGGACUUAGUGCUCAGGGAGCAACGUGUCGGGAGCGUCCGGCGCCGGCUGCUUGCGGGAGGACACAAACCGCACGGUGACUUUGUCUAGAGCCUGUCGUCAGCUCAGGAACCGAGAUGCAGAGCGUCCCGGAGGAGUGGAGGGAAGGACAGGAUGGGAGGACGGGGGACGUGCUAGUCAAGAGGAAAGGGAACGAGGAGAUGAAGGGAGACGGGAGGAAGAAUGGAGGGACAGGUGGUGAAGAGGUGGAGAAGGAGUCAAUGAUGAUGGAGCUGACGAGGCUGGUGCAGAAGGUGGUGAAAGAGAGCAGCUGGUGGGAGAGGAGGGGGAUCGACUGCAGCAUCCUGGCAGCAGCCUUUCUCAGUCUGCCACCCGCCUUCCUGCUGCUGGGCUCCUCUCGGCUCCUGAGCUUCUCAGCCGGCGUGCUGCUGAUGGGCGUCGCCCACGCCAUCAUCACCGUCAAAGGGACACACCUGGCCAGCCACGGGGCUCUGAGCGAGUCACAGGCCUGGGCGAAGUUCUGGGCCGUCUUCUUCAUCGAGAUCUGCGGCUCCUUCUCAGCGCGAGCCGGCAUUCAGGGCCACAUUAAGAUGCAUCACGCUCACACUAAUGUCAUCGGACUGGGAGACUCCAGCAUAUGGAAGGUCCCCUUCUUGCCUCGCAGCGUCUACCUGUUCGUAGCUCCCCUGGCUGUGCCCAUCAUCACUCCCCUGGUUGCACUCGCUCAGCUCAAAGGACACUCUUUGGCUCACGUCGUUAGGACCGUCCUGAUGGUAACGCUGGGCCUGUAUUCGCAGUACUGGCUGCUGAUCCACGUCUCCGGGUUCCUGUCACCUCUCACCGCUCUGCUCUGCAUGCUUGUGUGCAGAGCGAUGUUCUCUGUGCCGUACAUCCACGUCAACAUUUUCCAGCACAUCGGCCUCCACAUGUUCUCCCCGACCCGUCGACCGAAGAGGAUCUACCAGAUGACGCACGGAGUCCUGAACCUGCCGCGUAACUUCCUGCUGGACUGGAUGUUCGGACACUCGCUUAUCAACUGCCACGUGGAGCAUCACCUCUUCCCCUUCCUCUCCGACCACAUGUGUUUAAAGGUGAAGCCCGUCGUGUCCAAGUAUCUGACUGAAAAGCAGCUUCCGUACCAGGAGGACAGCUACGUCUCCCGCCUGCGCCUUUUCUUCCACAAGUACCAGGAACUGAUGGUGUUCGCCCCGCCGAUCACAGAGCUGGUGGGAGUGCAGUGAUGGAGAGGCAAACAGCAUAAGCCGAGAGAAAACCUGUUCAGACUGACGACUGCUGCUGUUCAGAAGCUUCCGUGUUUGCGUGCGUUUCUGGCUCCAAGGUCCAGGUUUGAAUAGUGUCUAGAGUAGGUUUUUAACCAAUGACACACUGAUACGUGAUCUUAGGAAAUCUUUUGUGGUUGAUUUUUUUAAUUAUUAUGUUUAUGAAUGAAUAUCCUGUGCUUUUAGAGGUAAUGUAAUAAAUAGCACAAAAGCUGA